AUGGAUAAGAUCAGCUUGGGCACUGUUGUUCAGGUAUGUGUAGCCAGACGAAGCAAUCCCCAACUUUUCAAUUCUUUGUUCAAACAACUGGUUCAUGACGUUGACUCCUAUGGCGAAGUGGCAGAAACUGAAGUGGUCAACGAUCUUCUUAAUCGGAUAGACCAAAAUGACAAUUCCAGCGACCUCAAACUUAACUAUCUGGUAGAAUUAUUAGUAGAAGGAGAUAGCGUCAAUAGUCAGAAUGGAGAGACCGAAAAUGACUCGGAUAUAGGAUUGAUUACUAUGCCCAAGCUGUUUGCUAAAUAUUUGCCGUUGUUGAGGCUGAACGAUCAGUACAUUGUAGUCAAUAAGAUCAGUAAAUCGAUCAACAAAGGGAAGUUCAAAAACUUUUACCAACAUGAAUACUGGAGCAAGGUACUGGGUGCAUUGAAUGUAUACAGCAAGUAUUUGGGCGGGAUCAUGGACAACCACUUUGUUGUAAUAAGAGUUUAUAACUCCUUUCUCAACUUGAUUGAUAAUCUGAUUGAUAAAUGUGAUAAUGGCGAAGAUAAGAAACAGUUUGAAAUAGUGAAGGAUAUAUUGGAUGGCAUCCAGGAUUGUAUUAGUGAACGUCAAGGUUUUGAAAUGAUUCGAAACCAGGUUCGAGCGAUUACGAAGAGAUUCACAGCUAAAUUUACAGGUAGAAAAGAAAUAAAGAAGACUAGGGUCAAUACGUUGAGAAUGGUCAGACUGAAAAAGCUAAUGUGGCUGGACUAUCAAGUUGUUACUAACUAUGCAUGCCUGAAAACUUUGGAUCAAAUGGUUCAGUUUUUGAAUGGAUUUACCAAGAUACUGAACGUUUCAGAAAACGAUCUUAGAAACGUUAAAGUUAGCAGCAGUAUUUUGUAUGAGCUUUUGAGUGGUUGCUUUGAGAGCAUUGACAUGCUCACUCCGGACAAAGAAAUGGAAAAGCUGGCACAUGAUGUCUGGUACCAUUUUAUCGUUGUUAAGGUGCCUUUACUGGUGCAGAAAGUGUUCCAGUUUAACCAAGAAACACUUUGGACCAUUAUGAACUCAUUUGAGACCACUUCUCUUCUUGUGAAAGAUCAUUUCGUGGUUUCAUGUGCGGCCAUGGAUCUCAUUAAAGCUGAAAAACUCAGCAGCUCUCAGUUAGAGAUAUUGAAUGAUAAACAUGACCUGUCUUUCAUACUAGAAACGCUCAGCAAUACCAACCCUGAGUUUGUAUCGGUGGAAGAAUGUGAAAUCUUAGUGAAUUUAGAGAGAAGCUUUCCCUCAUAUGAGCACCAUCGUAAUUAUGAAUGCAAGUUACAAUUUCUGAAUGAGUUUGGCAUGCUAUUGGAAAAGUUCAUAUCGUCUAAUGAUACCUCCAGAUUAAAUCGUCUGUUAAUCAGCUGUUUGGGUAAUGAACGUGUGAUGGAGUCGUUUUUACUUUACCAUUCCCCAUACAUUGUUUUAAGAAAACUUGUCACGUAUGCUAGUAAAUGGGACAUAGAUUCUUUAUCUUUCAACAGCAACAAUACCAAUACUAACGAUAGCACCACAAUAGACGCGGACUACGCUAAUAGCAUUAUGGAUGAUGACGAUAAUUUACAGUACUUCUAUUUUGAGUUCAACAUUCUGCUGCUAGCCAUGACCUAUAUAUACCAACAUUUUAACCUAAAAAUGAAUCAUGUUGUGUCUUCCAUAAAAGGGGCAAACAGACCAGACACAGUUUCGUUUGUCCUAAAGUUUAUUUCGUCUCUACAACCAAAUUAUGCUAAAGUGUCUUACGAUGAUGAUUUGAUUAACGAAUGGGUUAACUGUCUAUUCUUGAGAAACCCACCUUCGGGGCACGCUGAAACCGGAAUUUCGGACAGUUUGAUCAAACGUACAAGCAUUGCUCGUAUGUUAAGAAUUUGUCCUCAAAUUCUCAAAGAAAGCAUCACAUGUGUACAUUACAAAUUGAUCAACUUUGAUGAUCACAUCAACAACGCUUUAGAGCUCAUAGUACAACCGUUUCUCAUCUUAACAAUACUUCCAUUCUUAGCUAACAGCAAGGAAAUUCAAAUCCGUUUGUCCCGGCUGGAGCAUACCAAGGAACAGGGAUUGUUAAAAGACACUUACCACACCCUCCUGAAGAUUUUAUCAUUUCUUAUUGACGAGAAAAACUCGAACGAUGGAAACGAAGGAAAGAUCAUGCAUAAAGUGAUAUUUGGCAUUGUCUCAAAUGAUGUCUAUCAGAUGAUUGCCUAUAUACACGAUAAGGUUGAACUUCGGGAGGACAAAGUUAUCCAAGAGUUUAUGGAACGGCACCGUCAAGUGAAAACAAUUGAGUCGAAUUUUGCAACAAACAAAGGUACACCUUUUGAAAUUGUAGACCAAAAUCUUUCACAACUCAUAACCUGGUCUCAAAACAAAGAUGCACAAGCAGGUGGGUUUUGUUUACAUCAAUGCAUCAUCAGAGUGAUCAACUCAGCAUUAGAGGAGAGUAUUAGUUACCCAGAAACUUCGAACAUUACCCAAAUGAAAAAAGAACUAUUAGGACUUGUUACCGAGCUUGUAGUUGGCAGAUAG
This is a messenger RNA of Komagataella phaffii GS115, 2553 nucleotides long. RefSeq lists its product as hypothetical. The record is from RefSeq and is a predicted model, not a curated record. Gene Ontology annotation, cellular component: mediator complex. Gene Ontology annotation, biological process: regulation of transcription by RNA polymerase II. The transcript has a single exon. Bases 1 to 2553 code for a protein of 850 amino acids. Gene Ontology annotation, molecular function: transcription coregulator activity. Lineage: Eukaryota; Fungi; Ascomycota; Pichiomycetes; Pichiales; Pichiaceae.